This is a messenger RNA of Lineus longissimus, 1530 nucleotides long. RefSeq lists its product as uncharacterized. The transcript has 10 exons. NCBI's taxonomy places the organism in Eukaryota, Metazoa, Nemertea, Pilidiophora, Heteronemertea, Lineidae. The record is from RefSeq and is a predicted model, not a curated record. The coding region runs from base 55 to 1113 and encodes 352 amino acids.
AAUGUGCAAGUACAUGAAAGGAAGAGGUAUCUCGUGAAGUCUGCAAUUGUGUUGAUGGACAGCUUCCAAGAGCUUGGAAUGGAGGGCUACCUGCUCUUAGUUGACCCUAUGGCAAAGGCAAAUGAGUUCAAUUACUUUAGUGGUGGUACUGCUGUUGGGAAAAAAUUCUUAGACUCCACAGAGGGCAGAGCACAGUCAGAUUUUAAUCUCUAUGUUUUGAAGGGAGUGGAGAGUGCUGUCCCAUCCACAUCAGCAUCAACUUCAUCAACGCAGUGUGCUGCAAAAGUGGUGCCCAGACAGUCGAAUUGGUUGCGGAAUUCUGUUAAAGCUGGAAUGAAUGAACUCUAUGCCUCAUUUGUGAAGAAGCCUGAAAAAGCCUUUGCCUAUGCAGAGUUCAGUCGACAAAAUGUUGCGGCCUUAGGAAUGCCGUGCGACAUUGUUGCCAAAUUGCGUAAAAGCAACAAUCUAAGCGUGCUUGGAAAUGCCGACUUGGAGAAACUUGAUCUGCUCCUGAAGAAGGGCGAGAUCAUAUUGGUCUCCAGUCCCUCAACAAGUUCUAGUGAUCCAUGUCCAAGUUCAGUCAAUGGUCAGAAAGAAUUCGUUGUCAAUGUCGAGGAAGGAGGAAAAGGAAACAUUUUGGUUGUCCCAAGUCGUCAUGAGAACCAGGACCCUUUUCCAACUACAACGACGUCAGGAUCCAGCUCAAAUGGCAUUCAAGAAUUCUCAGGAGCAACGCCUACAUGUAUUGUAGCAGGUGGAGAAUCAGAUUCUGAAGGGUCCAUUAGUGUGGAAAUUGUGAAACCUUCUAAGAGGAACAAGAAGGAAACAAAUGCCAAGUCUGUUGCAAAAAAGAGAAAGGUCACUGUGGCAAAGAAUGCGCAGGUAUCCAACUUUGCUACAAAGGAAUCAAAGCAGGUUACGAUCGAGGAGAGUGCCUUACCAGAUGGUCACUUUAUAGUUGAGAAGAUCUUGAAGGAUAGGAUGAAGAAUGGGGUCAGGGAGGGACUCAUCAGUUGGGAUGGCUAUGAUUCGACGCACAACACGUGGGAGCCUAUGAAGGAAUUACCAAAAGACACUGUUACAGACUAUUAUCAGAAUAAGAAGAAACAUUAGAUAGUUGUAGUACAUGACAUACAAUGAUGUCCAGUCAUUUUCAGAUUUUGAGUGGCCAUGGACAUAAGGCCAAAUUUCAAUGAAAAAAAACAACAUUGAAAUCUAAAUGCUGAAAUGGCGCAAAAAGAAAUUUCUGAAUAUGACAUGAACAUAAUCAGAGUUUGAACGACUACCACUGCUCUGUACAAAUCAUACAAAUAUCCAAUUCACAAUUAAAACGACAAAAACUGGGUCAAGACUAGUAACUUUCCACCUGUCAUUUUCCAUCAUGAAGGUUUAAGAACCAAAUGCAACAAUAUAACUAGAGUCAGACAUGGAUGAGCAGAAUACUCAUUUUCAAAUGAUCUCAACAUCAUACAACAAAAGUUGACAGCGAAUCAUAAUAACCACCCGGUCCCCGGUCUGGUCGUUCAGCAA